Oppiella nova is the source of this 1089-nucleotide messenger RNA. The record is from the annotation of a GenBank genome assembly. Lineage: Eukaryota; Metazoa; Arthropoda; Arachnida; Sarcoptiformes; Oppiidae.
UAUGAAUAUUUAAUACAUACUCUAUUUUAUCUCAUUAUUAUUCACAUUCAUAUAAUCAGAGCUCAAGAAGACUUUGAGUUUUCUAGUCAGUCAUCGGGAAGUAUAGUAUGCUCGCUGUCACCGAACUGUAGUUCCUGUAUCUCUCAACCGCAGUGUGCCUGGUGUUCGGCACAGACACCACUGCCCGGUAUCACUCGAUGCGACUCAUCGGAAAGCCUAUCAGCCAACGGCUGUCCCGACAAAGACAUCGUAAACCCGGCCUCUUCUGUAGAGAUUGUGAAGGCACUCGACUAUCCUAUAGAUUUAUAUUACUUAAUGGAUUUGACUUACUCUAUGAAAGAGCAUAAGGAAAAACUCGUCGAAUUAGCUGAUAGUCUGGCCAUUCACAUGAACAACAUAACCAAAUCAUUCCGACUGGGCUUCGGUUCAUUCAUAGACAAAGUGGUGAUGCCGUACGCGAGUAUGGUUCCCAACAAACUGGCCAACCCUUGCACGGAUCAGCAACAGUGCGCCCCUCCCUAUGGUUUCCGCAAUCACUUAGGCCUCAGUACAAACAUAUCACAAUUCGUUCUGGAGGUGGGGUCGACACCACUUUCAGGCAACUUAGACAACGCUGAGGGAGGUUUUGACGCCAUAAUGCAAGCCAUAGUCUGUCGGCAACACAUUGAUUGGCAAUAUUUGUCACGAAAGAUAAUACUCUUCGCCACGGAUUCCAUAUUUCAUUACGCGGGCGAUGGAAAACUCGGAGGAAUUGUUCAACCAAAUGAUGGUGAAUGUCAUUUGAGUGAUGAAGGAGUCUAUACUGAAAGCAAAGAACAAGACUAUCCAUCGCUGGAACAGAUCAAUAGAGUGGUCACUGAAUCCAAGACAAACAUUAUCUUCGCUGUUCCCGAAGACAGUAUUAAUGUGUAUAAGCAGUUGAGUGAACACAUUCCCGGCUCAACCACUGGUCUACUCAAAGACGAUUCAUCAAACAUUGUGGACAUAAUAAGAGAUAACUUCAAGAAAAUCGCUUCAAAAGUGGAAUUUAGAGACAAUUCUUCAGAUGCCAUACAAAUCCGUUACAUGUCUUCGUGUUUAGGCUCUCAU